Messenger RNA from Scleropages formosus (Asian bonytongue), 1618 nucleotides. It is a transcript of the gene ube2g2, whose product is annotated as ubiquitin-conjugating enzyme E2G 2 (UBC7 homolog, yeast). Bases 153 to 650 code for a protein of 165 amino acids. NCBI's taxonomy places the organism in Eukaryota, Metazoa, Chordata, Actinopteri, Osteoglossiformes, Osteoglossidae. The transcript has 6 exons. The record is from RefSeq and is a predicted model, not a curated record.
CGGAAGUGGAAUCGUGUCCCCGCGCUGUGGACCUGUAUUCGUGUUAUUAAGGCAACCUGUAUUUCCGUUCUGGUGCUGAACUAUAAUAGACGCCUCGUCGGCGGUGGAAUUUCCUGUUGCUUUUCUUUAAUUUUCGAUAACUUUAGUCAGCGAUGGCGGGUACGGCGUUAAAGAGGCUCAUGGCUGAGUACAAGCAGCUGACUCUCAACCCCCCUGAGGGCAUAGUGGCAGGUCCCAUUAAUGAGGAGAACUUCUUUGAAUGGGAGGCUUUGAUCAUGGGCCCUGAAGACACAUGCUUCGAGGGAGGUGUGUUUCCUGCCAUCCUCAGCUUCCCCUCAGACUACCCGCUGAGCCCCCCGAAGAUGAGGUUCACCUGCGAAAUGUUCCACCCCAACAUCUACCCAGAUGGCCGUGUUUGCAUCUCCAUCCUGCAUGCCCCCGGUGACGACCCCAUGGGCUAUGAGAGCAGUGCUGAGCGAUGGAGCCCUGUGCAGAGUGUGGAGAAGAUCCUGCUGUCUGUCGUCAGCAUGCUGGCUGAGCCCAACGAUGAGAGCGGAGCCAAUGUGGAUGCUUCCAAGAUGUGGCGUGAAGACAGGGCUCAGUUUUAUGUUCUCGCACAGCAAAUUGUCCGCAAGUCCCUGGGGCUUUAAUGGUCCAAUCCUUGACACCAUGUCCCAGGUUUCCCCCUCCGGGUCUUGGACAUUCAUCCUCUCUUCUGCGUGCCUGUAAUCUGGAAGGCUCUGGAGAGAAGAGAAGGCUUUCGGAACUGUGAUGACAAAGGCCACAGAGACAUUCUCUCCUCUCAACCCAAAACUUUUUCUCUACUUAUGCUGUCUUGCAACCAGCCUCGGGUGUUUGUGUUAUGGAUACAGAGUGUGUGUGUGUGUGUGUGUGUGUGUGUGUGUGUGUGUGUGUGUGUGUGUGUGUGUGUGGGAGGGUAUUUGAGUCCUACGUUUAGUUUGUGAAACAGUUUAUUCUUGUGUGCUCACUCUCUCCUUGAAGCACUUUAAUUUUUCCAAAGGACACUUAAUAGCAAUACAUCAGUAUUCAAAACAACCAUCAACACAUAUAUUCUGGAGAGGUAAAUGCUGAGUUAUUAUGAAUUACUGAAUUAGUGUGACCUUAUUGAGUACUGAUUAUGCUACUGUUUGUGGAGGGCAGUGUGUAUUAGUUGAAUAAGAAAAGGACAGACGGUGCAGGAAGUCAGCGCUCUGCGAUGUGCUUCUCGUCCCUGCCACUCUGUGUGCACGUGUUUAUGUACUUGUUUGAUUGUUUGUCUUCUCAAGGGGAAGCAGAGUCCACAUUGCACACUCAGUCUCUUAGAUUGUUUCAUGCAUUGCUGUGCUUCCAAGAGGGGUGUUAUCAAUUAUGUAGUUUUAAAAUGCAAAUUCAUAAAUUAACAGAACAGCUGAAACCCCAAAAAAUAGACUCUACUUGGAAGUUUAAAAAGUUCCUGGUAAGAUGCAGUGGUUUGUGUUUUAGUCAUAAUUCACAGGUGGUUAGAGUGCAGUGUUUUUCAGUUGCUUUGUUUAUUUACCAUAUGCUUUUUCCAUCAUGUGGGGUCAUAGGAGACAAUCACAUGGAUGGCAAACCAGCAUGAUCCUGUACAUUAAACAUC